Molecule: messenger RNA, 201 nt
Organism: Aspergillus heteromorphus CBS 117.55
Lineage: Eukaryota; Fungi; Ascomycota; Eurotiomycetes; Eurotiales; Aspergillaceae
Exons: 3
Coding region: 1-201 (66 amino acids)
Source: RefSeq, a predicted model, not a curated record
AUGAAAUUCUCCAUCCUCGCCGUCCUCGCCCUCCUGAACGUGGCCAUCGCCACUCCCGUCCUGAACGCCAACGCUCCUCGGGAUACGACCCCUGCCACCCUUGCCGCCGGGGCGACUUGCAACAAGGAUGGGAGUAUGGGGAACUGCCAGAGUGGGUUUUGUCUGCAAGACGUGAAUGCGGCGACUGGGGUUUGUCAGUGA